AUGGCUGACUCCUUCAUAAAAAGAGAAUUUGCACCAAAACGUCUAUCUUUUUGGAUUUUUUGGUUUAGUAGUCAUAUAGGUCUUUUCUUUUAUGGUUUUUACAAACAAAAGGAUGACCCAGAACUUGCUCAUCUCAACACAAUUGGAUUUUCAGUUUGGACUUCUCGUGGUGCUGGUUUAUGUUUAGCUUAUGAUGGUGCUUUGAUACUUUUACCU
Entrophospora candida is the source of this 216-nucleotide messenger RNA. The record is from the annotation of a GenBank genome assembly. NCBI's taxonomy places the organism in Eukaryota, Fungi, Glomeromycota, Glomeromycetes, Entrophosporales, Entrophosporaceae.